Molecule: messenger RNA, 1459 nt
Organism: Nannospalax galili (Upper Galilee mountains blind mole rat)
Lineage: Eukaryota; Metazoa; Chordata; Mammalia; Rodentia; Spalacidae
Gene: Atf4
Product: activating transcription factor 4
Exons: 3
Coding region: 314-1366 (350 amino acids)
Biological process (GO): regulation of transcription by RNA polymerase II
Cellular component (GO): nucleus; ATF1-ATF4 transcription factor complex; ATF4-CREB1 transcription factor complex
Molecular function (GO): RNA polymerase II transcription regulatory region sequence-specific DNA binding; DNA-binding transcription activator activity, RNA polymerase II-specific
Source: RefSeq, a predicted model, not a curated record
CGGCCCGGCGGAGUGUAUAAGGCACGGUGCGGAGGCCACCGCCAUUUCUGUUCCGCCCGCCAGUCGAUGUAGAGUGUGGUCUGUGUCCCCCUCCCUCCCUCAGGGCUUGAGGCCGCCAUGGCGUAUUAGAGGCAACAGUGCCUGCGGCAGCGUUGGCCUUUGCAGCGGCGGCAGCAGCACCAGGCUCUGCAGCGGCAACCCCCACCGGCUUAAGCCAUGGCGCUCUUCACGGCAUCCAGCAGCAGCGUUGCUGUAACGGACAAAGACACUUUUGAUUUAAGCACAGUCCUCGAUUCCAGCAAAGCCCCGAAACAUGACCGAGAUGAGCUUCCUGAACAGCGAGGUGUUGGUGGGGGACUUGAUGUCCCCCUUCGACCAGUCGGGUUUGGGGGCUGAAGAAAGCUUAGGUCUCUUAGAUGACUACCUGGAGGUGGCCAAGCACUUCAAACCUCAUGGGUUCUCCGGCGACAAGGCUAAGGCGGGCUCCUCCGAAUGGCUGGCUGCGGAUGGGUUGGUCAAUGCCUCAGAUACCGGCAAGGAGGAUGCCUUUUCCGGAACAGAUUGGAUGUUGGAGAAAAUGGAUCUGAAGGAGUUUGACUUCGAUGCCCUGUUUCGAAUGGAUGACCUGGAAACCAUGCCAGAUGAGCUUUUGGCCACGUUGGAUGACACAUGUGAUCUUUUUGCCCCUCUAGUCCAAGAGACUAAUAAGGAGUCCCCCCAGACAGCGAACCCAAUUGGCCAUCUCCCAGAGAGUUUAACGAAAACCGACCAGGUUGCCCCCUUUGCCUUCUUGCAACCUCUUCCCUUUGCCCCAGGGGUCCUGUCUUCCACUCCAGAUCAUUCCUUUAGUUUAGAGCUAGGCAGUGAAGUUGAUAUCUCUGAAGGAGACCGGAGGCCUGACAGUGCUGCUUACAUUACUGUGAUCCCUCAGUGUGUAAAAGAGGAAGACACCCCCUCAGAUAAUGAUAGUGGCAUCUGUAUGAGCCCUGAGUCCUACCUGGGCUCUCCCCAGCAUAGCCCCUCCACCUCCAGGGCAUCUCCAAGCAGUCUGCCUUCUCCAGGUAUUAGCCAUGGGUCUCCUCGCCCCAAACCUUAUGACCCUCCAGGAGAUAAGGCGGCAACGAAAGUAAAGGUUGAAAAGCUGGAUAAGAAGCUCAAAAAAAUGGAGCAAAACAAGACUGCAGCCACUAGGUACCGCCAGAAAAAGCGGGCAGAGCAGGAAGCCCUUACUGGUGAGUGUAAAGAGCUAGAAAAGAAGAAUGAAGCUCUCAAAGAGAAGGCAGAUUCGCUGGCUAAAGAGAUCCAGUAUCUGAAAGAUUUGAUAGAAGAGGUCCGCAAGGCAAGGGGGAAGAAGAGAGUUCCCUAGUAGGGUAGUCAGGAGUGCUUUGUGCUUGUACAUAGGAGUCUUGUGCUAAUGCUGUGUUUACUGUAAUAAAUUAUUUUGUAGUGAAAGUACAAA